This is a messenger RNA of Siniperca chuatsi (mandarin fish), 1772 nucleotides long. Its product is annotated as cytoplasmic phosphatidylinositol transfer protein 1-like. Gene Ontology annotation, biological process: phospholipid transport. Lineage: Eukaryota; Metazoa; Chordata; Actinopteri; Centrarchiformes; Sinipercidae. The record is from RefSeq and is a predicted model, not a curated record. Gene Ontology annotation, molecular function: phosphatidylinositol transfer activity; phosphatidylinositol binding. The transcript has 10 exons. Bases 252 to 1079 code for a protein of 275 amino acids. Gene Ontology annotation, cellular component: cytoplasm.
UGUGUGAUAGGAGGGGACAAUCCUUAACCGAGCUCAUUUCUGCUCUGACGUUCCGCCGGAGUGAGUGUCUGCAGGUUCCGAUGAACUCAGUUGUAACUCGGGGUGUAUUUCAUAACCCGGGCUAACCAUCUCUCCACAUGCGCUGACACGUCUCCAGAUAUUACACACAUCCCUUCGGGCGGCGGGGGGAACAUUCACUUGGCUGGUUUGACACAUUGCGAGUUCGAACACGAGACGCGCGGAGAGGGAAGAUGUUGCUGAAGGAGUACAGGAUAUGCAUGCCCCUCACGGUGGAGGAGUACCGGAUUGGGCAGCUGUACAUGAUCAGUAAACACAGCCACGAGCAGAGUGAUCGAGGGGAAGGGGUGGAGGUCGUCCAGAAUGAACCGUAUGAAGACCCGGCACAUGGCCAAGGGCAGUUCACAGAGAAACGAGUCUACCUCAACAGUAAAUUACCCAGCUGGGCUCGAGCAGUGGUUCCAAAAAUCUUCUAUGUGACAGAGAAAGCAUGGAACUACUACCCUUACACCAUAACAGAAUACACAUGCUCAUUCCUGCCCAAGUUCUCCAUCCACAUAGAGACAAAAUACGAGGACAACAAAGGAUGCAAUGACAAUAUCUUUGACACCGAACUGAAGGAGCAGGAGCGGGAGGUGUGUUUCAUCGACAUCGCCUACGAUGAGAUCCCCGAGCGCUACUAUAAAGAGUCUGAGGACUUGCGAUAUUUCAAGUCAGAGAAGACGUCGCGGGGGAUUCUUCAGGAGGGCUGGAGGGACACCCAGGAUCCCAUCAUGUGCUCUUACAAACUGGUCACCGUGAAGUUUGAGGUGUGGGGUCUGCAGACACGUGUGGAGCAGUUCGUACACAAGGUGGUUCGGGAUGUGCUGCUGCUGGGACAUAGACAGGCAUUUGCCUGGGUGGAUGAGUGGAUUGAUAUGACUUUGGAUGAUGUGCGGCAUUACGAGACACAAAUGCAUGUGCAAACCAACAUUAAAGUUUGCCAAGAGCAGCAAGAGCAUUCCACAACAAACUCAUCUUCACUGGAUGACAUAGAGAUCCAUGACAAAGCAAGCACAUGACAAUGGAUGAGGUGAGAGAGUUUGAGCGCACCAUCCAAGAGGCCACCAACCAGAAGAUCGGGAUGUUUCCCCCAUCUAUCUCUAUCAGCGAUACGCCCCUGUCCUCCUGUGCCCUCACUGGCCCUGCCAGCGCCCCCUCCACCCCCAUGUGCACAGAUGCACCUGAGUCCCUCUCUGUCCCCAAGGACCGACCACGCAAAAAGUCUGCUCCAGAAACCCUGACCCUUCCCGACCCUGUUCCCAGUGGCGUCCCCCAGGGCUCUACCCUGAGCCCACUACCUGUUUCAAACCACCUCCAAUCAUCCACACCACCCUCCUCCAACUCUGAUCUUGCUGAGAUGGAUGAGCAGUAAAGGGUCCUUGGGAUGUCUUCCCCCACCCCUUGCUUUACUUAUUCCCCCAACCCCAUUGUCUUAGUAGCCCAACAAGACUAGCCUAACCUCCAAACACCAGUGCCCAGAAGUUUCAAGUUCUCUAGCCAUAUCCAAUGAUUUGCCAUAAUCCUGGACACACAACAAUCACUCUAGAAGUCUUCAUCAGUGUCACUAAUACCAUCCAGGCAGCUGUAGGCUUGGCCACCCUGAUGUGAUGGACUUCCUCUUCCUGUGAGCCACAUGUCUCAUCUAUUAUAACAACCACCCAUGAUGUCUAAUCAAAACAAAGAGCAUCCGUUAAAUAAAGUUGUUGAGCGGA